CAUGGCCUGGGAUGCAAGGAUCCCACUGUUGCUAUGUUUGAGUUUAACUUGGGUACCAUAGAACUUAUGCCAUGUCACUGAUGAGGUCAUAGACUGUGCAGAGGCCACUCUGACCAUUCUGACCAUAACUGCUGCCUUUGGCUGUUGUGGCUUUGAACGUCCCUGUUUAGAGAUUUUAAUGAUCUGGUUUUAUUUGUGUGUGAAAGCCAAGAAGAAAGUGAAGUCACCUGACUAGUCAAGAAGUUUAGAUGUCAACUUUACCUUGGUUAAAGACAUUAAAGACUUUUUAGAGUCCUUACUUCCAUAUUCUCCUUCCUCUUUGAAGGAUGAAGCAUCACAGUGAACAUCCAAAGAAGCAACUACAAGAAAAAAGGGCUUCUGCUGAAACUUCAGAAGCCACAGAUAAAGCACCUAAUUCACCCAAACCUGGACCAUCAGCACCAAAAGACCUAGCUUUAACUCCCAUCUUCAAUGAUAAAGAAGUGGAAAAGAGGGAAGAUUCCUCCUCAUCUUCUCCCUAUUUUGUGUAUGAGAAGCCACAUAACACCACCACUCGUAAAAUCGAUUCAGAUGACACUUGUUACAGUUGUGCUUAUUAUGCCCGAGUUAGGACUGUAAAAGGGGUAGCUAUUAAGUGGCACACUUCAGAUGGAUUCCGGGCCAUUGGAAAAAAACCCCAGAUGUAUGAAGCAGAGGUGUCGGGGGAAACAACCAUUGGGUCUCCUCCCACCAGCAGUGUUACCACAAUGCGCCAAGAUGUUGAAACUUCUCCUUCUGAGGAAGAUCCUUGUGAAAUCAAAAUGAAGGAAAUAGAUUUCCAGUCCUCCCAAAAUACAGAGGACAAUUCUUAUGAAGACCCCAGUGAGGAUGAAACAGCUGGGCCUUCCCACAAAGAGGAUGAAGAGAGACCAAGAGUGGCCACCCCUGACUGGCUGGUCACAACAGAUAAAGGCUUCCGUUGCUUGGCUUGUUGUCGUGUAUUUCUUACUCUAGAAGCCCUCAUGGAACAUGCUCGUUAUGGUGUUAAGGAAGGUUUCAGUUGCAGAGUCUUUAAUGAGGCCAUGCUAGAGAUGAGAUGUAAUCAGGAGAAAAAGCGAGAGCAUCGUUGGCGUCAGGCAGAGAUCCGGCGUCAUCAGAUAGAGACCUGGAAACAAAAUGUGCAUAACUGGCGUCAUCGAUUAGAUUCUGGGCAUCAUCAAGACCCUCAAUUUAAUCAAGCUCAGGUCCGGCAUCAUCACCUAGAAACCUGGCAUCGCCAAGCACAGGCCCGACGUCAACGGAUACAGACCCACUUUAAUCAACUUCGAGUUCAGCAUCAACAAGAAUCCCAAUGUCAUCAAGAAUCCCAAUUUAAUCAACUCCGAGCCCAAUAUCGUCAACAGGAAUCCCAACAUUAUCAAGUGCAGAACCGGUAUCAUCGACCAGAGGCUUUACAUCAUCGACCAGAAAACCAAAUUCAGGAAGGUCUAAACAGGUGUCAUCAACUAGAAAUAUGGAAUAAUCAAGCCCAAGCCUGGCGUCGUAGGCUAGAAAUUGUUCGUCGUCACCGAGAGACCCAACUUCAACAAGCUGAGGUUCGGCAUCGUCGUCUAGAAAACUGGUGUCAUCAAGCUCGGGCCCGGCGUCUUAGGUUGGAGGCACAACGUCAUCAACGAGAGGCCCGUCAUAUAAUUGAGGCCCAACAUCAUCACCGAGAAAGCCAAAUUAAUAACACACAGAUUCGGUAUCAUCAACUUGAGUCUAUACAUCAUUUACGCGAGACCCGGUUUUAUCCAGGUGGUGUCUGGAAUCAAGUAGAAAUUCGGCAUUCUCCUCAGCUACAAGCUCAGCUCCAUAGAACAGAGACUAUGAAUGAUCAACAGGAGGCCCAACUUCACCAAGCUGCUGAGGAGCAGCAUCGGGCUAGGGAAACCCAUCGUCAUCAAGCUCGGGCCCAGCAUCGCAGAUCCAUGGCACGACACCAUCAAGCGCGUGUCCAGCGUCGUUGACAAGAGGCCCCACAGCUACUUAUAUGACCCUGCUGUUGGAUCCCUAGGCCAGAGGUGCCAGUGUACCAGGAAUUGGGCCAUGAUGGCUCACUCUCCAAAGAGGAGAAAGUCUUGAUUUUUAGGAGCACCAGCAAACCUAUGGAUGGAUUUAACUCUUUCAUGGCCAUGGCUACCCUAAAUCAUCUCAGUUCACCAUCACCCCUAAAUUUUAACUGCCAUAACACCUACCAAAGGUGACAAGACAUAACCAAACUCAGUUACUGCUGUAACAUGAAGUUGAGUAGAUUAAUACAAUGAGUCAAGGGGUGAGAAAGCCAUCAGGAGCUCUGAGCAACAUCAUUUACUAAGAGUGUGGGGUGCCAUGAGGACCAGGAGACCUAGAGUGCACCUUCAAGAGGAAAAGGGAAUUUGUGCUUCCAGAAAGAGAGUUCUGCUUUCUAGGGACAAGAAGAGCAAGCAGAAUCCUUCCAAGUACUUGAAAACAGCUCAAGUCUUCUCUUCUGAAGACUAAUGUCAAAGGAAGAGAAUGGCUGAGAGCUGCAUAGCUCCAGAGAAAGCACAGGUGCCUCCCUGCUAUCUGUCUGCUCAGAGCCCUGAGCUUCCCAUGGUGAUAUCAAGGUAUUCUGUCACAGUUGCAGCCUUUGCCUUGGAAUCCCAGUCAACCAAAUUCUUACCACCAGUCUCAGAGGGAAGAUAUUAAGGAAGAGAGAAAAAGAGAGAGACAGAGACAGAGACAACAACACCAACACUAACACCAAGGGAAAGGAGUCUCAAGAUGAUGUGCCUUUCCCAGAGGUUUAUACCUCCAGAAAUGGCAAGUAACUAAGUCAGUCUUUACAGUCAUCAUGUUGACCGUCUAAAAGGAAGGCAGUCUGAGGUCUCCUACAUGAGCUCCUCCAGGGGUCCAGUUCCACAGUCAAGUGUCUUCACUCCAAGUCCAAGUGUCUGUCUUCCAGUCUCUCCUCAAGUGUCUGUCUUCACUCCAGACAACAACAAAGUUGAUAAUUUCCAUAGAGAACAAAGAAAAGAGAAUUGCUUGUGAAAUCAUCUCAGAAAUGGAAAGGAAAAAAAAGAUAAAAAAACGAGACUACAGACUUGGACAAAUUGUUGGAAAAAUUGGACAUCAAGGAAGAAGCUUGAGGCAAGUAGGGUCAUCAGAGGUUAUGGGAGGCAUUGACUUUGGGACAGGGCUUUAGUGAUUGAAAAUAGCUUUUGGAUGUAGUGACGACUUUGGAAGUGGACCUAGAUUAGAUUCGAUUAAUAGUAGUGGCUGCAAAGUUGAAAUAAAUGAUAGCUAGAAGUUAGAAACUAUUGUCUACAACUGGUGAUUUCAAAGAUGCAUCUUGAUAAAAGAACAGAUGAGAAGGAAAGAACUUGCCUCAUGAGUGGGUUCCAAGAGGAAAACAAGAUGGUCUCAUCCUGUAUUGUUUUUAUUAGUACGGUUCAGUUAAACUUUAUUAUUUCCUAUGUAAUGAUUUUUUGUAUUGUUAAUUAAACCUGCACUGGAUGAGGACUUCAGCAAAGAAUAUAUUCUCCCCCUCACCCCCCACUAAUUGAGCAGACUAUGGAAAUGUCUAGUAAAGUGUUGGAAGAUCACUAAAUUUCUGUAGGAGCUUAUCCAAAAUCUUUUUUUUUUUCUUUCUGUUCUGAGGUAUGAACUCAUACGAUGAGUGACUGAAUAGUUAAUAGCUAGUAAAGCAUUGUGCUGAGUACUGGGGAUCAAAAUACAAAAAAAAAAGGUAGAGACAAUUGGGGAAUUUACAGUCUAAUGUGGGCAAAAAGAACACAACAGGAAGUUGAAGGUAUGUGGGAGGUAGUAAGGGGAGGAGAAAAAAAAGUACCCUACUUGUAGUCAUGGUGAAGAAGUCAGGCAAAGUAUCAAAAUACUGCAACUGAGCUGAGUUCUCUUCAUUAAAUGAAGGUAUGGAGCUUAUGGCUACACUCUCCAAUCAAAGAGGUGGAGGGUAGUGAUAAAGUAGAAUACCUAGGCUGAUAAGAUCUUAUAGGAUAAUUAGAUUAUUCCAAUAAUGAACUUCCUGGAGCACUGUGGAGAAGUCAGUCAGACAAGUCCCAGCAUAGUAUAACGUGGUGAGAAAUGAAAUGUCUGCCACAAGCUCUCUUCUUAAUAGGAAGUUUGGAGUAGAAGAGAGUGACCCAUCCAAUAGAUUUAAGAAAUAAGCAUACAUUAAAGUGUUCAAAUGUUUUUAUUAAAGUGUUGUCGUAAAUGUACACAUAUAUAUGUAUACUCUCAUAUAUGUGUGUAUAGAUACAUCGAUACAUAGAUAAGAUAGAUAGAUAAUGUUAUGGUAGAUUUUAUUGACCUGAGAAUGGCCAGUAUGGGUUGGAGAACUGAUAUUUACCGGCAUACCACGACUCACCGAAGACUCUGUUUCAUGAAUGACUGGUGACUAUGACAAGAUGACCUUCAAAGUGUCCAUGGUAUGGACUAUUUGGCAGCAAAGCCAAAGGCUUGCAAAGGUAAACAAUAAAGACAAUGUAGAGCAGUGAUGUAGCCUUCUGGCCCACAACAAUCCUGAGUGGCCAGAACCAGAUUAAAAUGUAAUUGGGAAUUAUUUAACAAAAUUAAAAUGUGGUAGAAAAUUAUGUUAAUAUAUGACUUUCUAACUUAAUAUGAGGUUGUAGGGAUCCUUAUCUACAGUUUAGCGACUUAUUUCUCUUUGAAUUUGAUACCAUUAAUGCAAGACAUAUGCUAUUUGAGUUACAAAAAAAAUGGUUAGGCAUUCCUAAACCUCCAAAGAGAUAAUUGACAAGUGGAUCGAUUAGACAAUGGUUAUUAAUACUGCCACUACUAAACAAGAAUUAGUGAACAAGUUUCACACACACGCGGAGAGAAGGGUGGUUUGGGAACUUUUUUAAGGCCGACCAAGGGGAAAUAUAUGCUCUCCGGUAACCAGUGUCCCAGGGCUAACUUCUUCAGCACAGUAAAACCGUUACAACGUCCUCAGCUUGCAACGAUCCAAAAACGACACCAUCUCUAGAAAUCAUCAUCCCAGUAGUAGCAACAAACUUGAAUAGUUUUGUUGAAUAGGGUAACAAUCAACAAGUAGUUAUGAGAGAUCUCAACAUUAAAGUUGUAAUUACUGGUGGCAAAGGUAAGGAUGGGGGCACAGUGGCAUUCCAGCAACCAAGAGAGGAAGUUUUUUAGAUAAUGCAGAAGUACCAAAGGACUGAGGAAGAGAAAGCAAGAAACCCUAGUAGGUUUUUUGAGGCCAGGGACUACUUACUUUUUCUUUAUAUCCCCAACUCGUGCACAUAGUAGGUGAUUAAUAAAUAUUGAUUGUUUGCUUGACUAAUAUAGAGUUCAGGAGACCUGCUUUGGUGCUGAGAUAUUCCUUGAAAAUACAUUGCCUUGAGGCUGUGGCAUUUCAGUUUUUACAGUUGGGUAAGCCCAUUUGGCAGCGCUUUGAGUGAACAUGGGAACAUUAAAGUUGAAGUUUUUCAUUAUCCUCCAAGAGGAGGAAGAAAACUCACUGAUUGUAUUGUGUGUCAGCAAGUAGUAAUCAAAGAAACAGUGCUAUAUUAAGCAGAAUCCCACUACCAGCAAGAUGAAUGAAUACUUAUAUUAUAGUUGAAUCCAUGAGAUGAGAAAACAGAACAUCUUAAACACAUUUUUAAAAAUCUCAUUUCAGGGCAGCUAAGUAGCUCAGGUAGAUUGGGAGUCAGGCCUGGAGAAGGGAGGCUUGAGUUCAAAUCUGACCUCAGACACUUCCUAAAUGUAGCCCAGCAAGUCACUUAACCCCAAUUGUCUAGCCCUUCCUGCUCUUCUGCCUUGGAACCAAUGUUUUUAAAAAUCUCAUUUGACCAAAAAGACUUAAAAAAAUUCAGCUUUAUUCUCAUUGACCCUUAAAAGUUACUUAAAGUCCCAGGACUAGUUUUGCCCUAUAUCAAUUGAAAAAACUGAAGCUGAAACCUUCUGGAAGUCCAACAUCAGGGGUCUAUGCAAAAUGUAAGUGGGAAGGACUGAAGAAUGAGUAAUGAUGAGAAACAUAGGAGAAAAAUAAAUACUAAAUGGUUGGAAAUUAACAAUAAUAUAAAUAGCUAACAUUUAAAUAGAGGUUACUAUGUGCCAGGGCAUAUUGCUAAGUGCUUUAAAAUUAUCUCAUUUGAUCUUCACAACAAUCUUAGAAGGAAGGUGCUUUUAUCCGCAUUUUACAGAGGAGGAAACUGGGGCAAACAAUUUAAGUGGUUUGCUCAGGGUCACACAGUUUGGAAAUAUUUAAGGUCAGAUUUAAACUUAGAAGAAUUGAAUAGUAAUUAAAAAGAGGAGAAUUUUGUUGUUUAAGGAAAAACUUCCUCAUAAUUAACUUUAUCCAGAAAAGUGGAAUGAGGGCCUAAGGAACUAAUGGUUUCCGUCUCACCAGGUAGAAAUUGAACAGAAAUUAAAUGGAUGACCACUUGUUUGGAAUAUUGUAGGAGGGAUUCCUGAUGGCCCCUGAUGAUCUUUUCUACUCUUGGAUCCUGGUAUUAUUGUACCAAAGGAAGCAUAAAAAAUGCCCAAAGGCUAUGGAUAAAUAUGUAAAGACUGAUAAGGAAUGAUACAGAAUGAAGAAAGCUAAAUCAAAAUAACAAUAUAUACACUGACUCCAGGGUUUUAAAUAAACAAAAAUAAUGCCAGAAAAAAAAUCUAGAAGAAACAACAUCAGACUUGGAAGCAGAUGGGACUCUUGGAUCAAUUAAUUAAUGUACAUCAUUUUAACAACAUUUAAUAAUUUUUAUGUUUUCAUCCAGCUUUUAAUCCUUUUUGUAAUUUGAAUAUAUAUAUUACAUAUAUAUGUAUGUGUGUAUGUGUAUUUGCUGGUUUAUAAUGAAUUAUUUUAAUAAAAAAUUAGAGUGUAGGAAAUAUACCUGUGAUAAGGCAAGAUAUAGAAAGUGGAAUGGGAUGUGGUUGUAAGUCAUAGUACCAUGAUGGAGGGGCAUCAGCAGAAAAGUGAAAAGAGGCAAUUAGAGUUCUAGUGAGGUGGAUGUCUGGAGCUAAGGAGCCAAGGUGACUGACUUAAGGAAGUUUAGGAGGUCUGGUGCCUUGAGUUGGAAUUCAGGCAGUAGAGAAGCCCAUUCAGAAGUAGGCAAAGUAGUGACAAGUGGAAGCCCUAUGGUUGAAGGCUAUGUUCCCUGGAUCUCUUAGGACUGGUGCUCAGAGGAAGAGCAGGUACCCUGGAGAGAGAACUUUGGCUCAGUGAAACCUACCUGAAGCACAGGAGGGAGGAAUUCUUCUUACAUGGUCAAAUGAUCCUUAAAUUGUCACCAAAUUAAGACUAGGAUUUAAAAUCCAAAUGUUUGAAAGAUGUCAAAUGUCAGCUGCUCUGUGGAUCUUUCCCAACCCCCACUUGUCAGGAAUACAGUGAUCUUUCCUUUCUCAGACCUCAUUGGGUACUCUGUGCCUUUCUUGCACUGUUAUUUUUUUCUUAGAUGGAGUUAAAUUACAUAUGAUACAUAACUAUUACAUAUUUGUGUGUGUCAUGCCCCUUCAAAAGGUCAAUGGUUAUUGACUAAAUGGAUGAAGUCUAGGUGGAACACACUCUAGGCAUGCUAGAGUACUGCUUAGUGAAAUCAUCAAGCAGCCCUAACUGAAAUGAGUACCUUGGCACCUGAAUUUAAUUUACUCUCUCUUUUUCUCUUCCAAUCAGGAACCAGACCAGAUCCUGCUCAGCUAUGAUAAGUGGGAAGAAUUGACCCCCACAUACCCAAGUCUCUCAUCUGAAGACCUUAGGCAAGGGGGAAGCUAGUCUUGGGGCUACUCACUGGGGCCUCUUGGAGACUCUCCAUCCUUCUGAUAUGAGGGUGAAACUGGGUAAAAGGAUCUCCAAAGGACCCUCUUGCCCCAUACCAGUCAUCAUUAUCCCAAUUUCUGAUUCAGUGAGCUGAGGUCAGUUUCUUGCCUGCUCUCCCAGGAAUCUCCAGAUCAGGGAGAUCUCAAACAAAUCAGCACAUGAGGGACCCUUGCAAACACAGUGGCCAGAGGCAGCAGGAAGGGUUCAGGAGUCCCAGAAACUUCCACAGAGACAUGUCUGAGUCUGACAAGGAGAGGAAAAUAUAAAGAUUAUAGAGGUCACUGAAAAGAAUUCUUGCCUAGAACCAAGAAAAGGGCUUACUAUACCCUAGGCAAGAUUUAGGGUCAUAACCUUAUGUAUCCCCUAGAUGCACCGAAGUGGCAGGGUAACAUACAGAUAACAGAAAAGAAAUACUACAGGUCUUUAGGGACAGAAUCACAUGACUGAAAAUCAAUGCAUUCUUGAAAGUUAAUGUUAAAUUGUGUGCCUAAUACCACUGUGUACUGUGCCACAAGUAGUUGCCUUUAUUGCCAACCCUUAGUCCUUGUUCUGCCCCAUCCAAUCUCUCUCCAAAACAAAUGGAGAUUCUUAGAAACCUCCAAAAUCUCCCUCCUCUGGGUAUCUCAUUUAAAUUUCCAUUCAUCUUGUCUUCACAUGCCCCCAAUCUUGAUCAUCCUUAGCAGUCUUUUUGCCCAUAUGUUCAAUUGGCUGCAGAAGGAGAUUCCUUGUGUCUUGGGAUGACUGAAAGAAAUGAAAACUACACAUGGAGUCAGAUGUGGGGGUUGAGACCUGACUCUGCCAAUUGCUAGUUGUAGGUGUCAUAGUCCUGAUCUAUAAAAUAGAUAAUAGUACCUGCACUACCUACAUCACUGAGUUGUUGUGAGACUCCAAUGAGAAAAUGGAUACAUGGAAAGAUCUUUACCCCUAUAUGUCCACAAUUCCUCUCUGCAACAUUCUUGGCAUUUAUCACUUGAUUGAAGAUCUCCAAUGAGAGGAAAUCCCUUUCCCCUCAUAGCAGCCCUUUCUACUCUGGCAUAGCUCUAAUUGUUAGGAAGUCUUUCCUUGCAUUAAGUCCAAAUCUGCCUUUGUUCAAAUUCCACCCUGUGCUCCUACUUCUGCUCUCAGUCAAAUUGAACAAGAAAACACCCCGUGUGAGUUACAGGCUUAGGACCCCAACUCCCACAAUCCCCCCACAACUAUUGUCUAGGAUAACCAUCCCAGUUCCUUCAACUGAACCUCGUAUGGCAUGGUCUUGAGACCCUUCACUGUCCUGGGUAUGCUGGGACAUUUUACAGCUAUUGAUGUCCUUCCCAAAAAGUGGGACCCCAAACUGAAUCACAAUUUCCUGAAAUUGCUUUCUGCUUUGAGCUAUCAUAUCCUAGGUACUUUAAAUGUAAACUUCAUUCUGAUUUUGAUAAGGAAAGCAGUUUGUCUGAGGAGAAAGAACAUUUUGGUGGGAGGGAGUCAAAGGUGAGCAUCUCCUAAAAUGCUUGGAAGCCUAAUCCUUACCUUCCAUUGAUACAUUUGAGUAAUAACCAGAGGGCAGAAAAAACCUAUACCAAAUCAAAAGCACAAGAGCUUUUUUUGCAAGGCCAUUUAAUCCCAGAACAUUUGUUUUGCUUGAAUUCUGUCUCCUGUCGCCUUUAUUCUGUUGGAUGUCUUUACCUGCCAGGAAUGAAGGACCAGGAUGUACUCAACAGUGAAAAUUUGUAAGGGGUGUAAGAGACCAUAAGAGAUCAGUGAAUCUAGUACCCUUUUUUAUAGAUGAAAAAUUUGAGUGUUCACAGAAGUAAAGGGAUUUGUUCUAGGUCACACAGCUAGUAAGUAGUAGAGCUGGAACUCCAAUGCAAGACAAAAUGUUUCUGUGAGCCCAUUAAUUACUGGACUCGGGAUUUUUUCCUGAAUGUGAGGCCCUUACCUUGCUCUUUUCUUCUUCCUCUCCAGAGCUGUAACUAGGAAUUCUGACAUCUGGGGCAAAUUUAGCUAUUGGACAACGAAUAGGGCAGUGUGGAGGGAACUGGGAGUCAGUUUAGGGGACCCCCACUUCCCACCUCAAAGCAGUCCUGUACCUUGUCUACCCAUCACCCCAGAGUGAACAUGCUAUAGGAAAGUAUAUCCUGGGCUAUGGAAUAUCUGAGGUUCUAGGCCUAGAAGGCCAAAGACCCCGCUUAUCCUCUUUGCCCUGAGCAGGGCCCCACAUCUCAUACUUUUGCUUGCCUCUGGGUUACCUAGAAGUUUCAUAUAACCCUUCCCAGGGAGAAUAAAGCCCAAGGGAAGUCCCCUAUAAGAAAUUGAGGCCUAAAGGGGUCUACUUGACACAGGUGAGAGGUUAUACUCCUGCCUACUGCUCAUUCCCAGGCUAACUGGAAGUUGCACUGUACCAGAGCUAUACAUGGUAUGGAGAGGAAAAAAAUCAUAGUCCUAUGCUUACUUCAUCCUUGAUUUAAGGCUCAAUCUGGUGAGGACUUGGAAUCUCUUAACUCUCCUCAGGGUGAAGGACUGCUGUGAGAAGGAAGCAUCUCCUAGAAAAUAGCUAGGGCAAUAUUCCAAGGAUCCCUCACUAGUGGCCCCGUCCUAGUUAUGUCUCUGUUCCUCUCGUUAUAGUCCAGAACCUUCUUGGCACCACGUAUGGAAGAUAUAGCAAUUCUUCUGUUUUGUGAUAUAAAAGCACACCAUCUUGAAUCCCCUAUAACCACAUUUUCUCUUCUCAUAGCCCUAACUACAAAUAGGUCAGCAGUCCGACUGGAAUAAGGACCACUUCUAGCUCCUCUCCUCAAAUUCUCACACCUACUUCUGGUUUCUCUAGAAUGGGACCCUCUACUUGUUUUAACAGGUAUUGAGAAUUUACAGCCCAAAACAUGGUCUGGGAAACAAGAUCUGCUCCUUCCCUGAACAGCUCUGGGAAGAUGAGUGCCAAACAAUGGUUAUUGGUAGAGUUCAUUCUUAAUCAAUUCAUGAUCCACUCUCCUGUCUCUUGAGAAUGUGGCCUUUUCAUUUUUGUAUUAACUAGACUUGUGCUAACUGGCUCUGAGAUAUACAGAUUCUAAUUCUGGGUUAUCUUUAGGGCAAAUUGAAAGAAUAUGUCAAGCAUAUAAGCAAGUUAGGUAUGGCAGUGUUACAGGAUCUCAGAAGUGAUGGACCCCUAUGAGUAUAAGAAGUGGAGCUUUCCACUCUUCCCCAGGACCCCAAGAGCAACAUUUGGAGGUGAUAUCUCUGCCCCCAUACUAAGAAAAGAAUGUAUCUCAGGGUCUACCUGGCACAUUUACAGGGAAUCUCGUCUAGAUGAUAUCACUUGGCCUUGAAUCAUGUUUAGCAGUGGAAGAGACCUUAGGUAACAUCUGUUACAAAUAUAUGGACAAUGUAAUUGAAGCUCUUAGAUGUGAAGUGACUUGCCCAAAGUCAUUCAGGUAGUUAGUUGCAGAUGAUUUCCAUUUUGAAAUCCUUUCUCUUCCAGUCCCAAUGAGAGUGACUUCCAGGCUGAUAAUCUUUUUCAGAACCUUUACUUCCCAGCUCUUCCAAAGAAGACUGGCUAUUUAGAAGCUGAGGAAUCCCUCCCUUCUUGCCCUCCACCUGUCCCUAUGCAGGGCUAUUUACUUUUCUCUGGGCCUCUCACCAGUACUACUUCAGCAAACUAGUUAAAGUCCUGACUUUGGGUAAUAGAUCCAAUGGUAUUUUCUAGUGAUAGCUCUGCCUCAUAGAUCCAAGAAAUUGGCUGAAAUCAAACCUCAGUCUCCAGCUUCAGAGCCACACUUGACCCAUUUAACCCCCAAGUUUACUUUGGACCUGGAAGAGACACAGAGCUUCUUGAUUACAAAAUAGGGGAAGGCUGAGGCCAUGAAUUCGCUUCCCCCUAGCUAAACCUCAUAUAGGACAGGAGUAAAGCUUAUAUUGGAUGCUCUACUGUGUGAUGCCCAGGCUGAGGUGAAUUCUUCUAAAAACUUCUGGCGGGGGGAGACAAUUCCUCAGAAUCCUAUUUUGAAGUGAUAUGAAGACAUUGCUGCUAUGGGUGAUAUAGCAAAGAAAGCCAACAUUCCAUUCUCAAUCUAACAGGAAUUAGAGAUGGAAAAGAUGUCCUCAACUGCCUCCUUCAUUGAAUUGGCAAGAAAAUGAAAUGUUUUGAACCCUCAGGAGGACAAAGGCAAUGGAACCAACUCCUAAUUCUAAUAAGUUAAUCUUUGGUAGAUAAAUUGAUUUAGGUUUUAUUGGGAUGUUUAAAGUUGGAAGGAUCCAACAAGAUUUGAAAGGUAAUUUCACUUCAGAACAAUAAACUACACUGUUAACCUAAUGUUUCUAGAAUUAAAUAUAACCAUCAUGGCUCCAAUCCACUUUUCUAGAAUUAUCUAUAUUCAUUUGCUUCAAACUGGUUAUAUUAUGAUUCCUCAUAUACAACAUGUUUUCUGUUUCUUUGACUUUGUACAAGUUGUCACCCAUGCCUAGAAUUUACUCCUAACCUUUGUUUCUUAAUAUAAUUCUCUUGGAAAAUCAAAUACUUUGAUUUUGCUACAAUGCUAGUCUAGAUCCUCAUAGUUACUCACCAAUAUAACCUUUUUGAAGAUAGGAACUGAUUUUUUCAUUGUAUACCAAGUACUUACAGUGUAACAUGGCAGGCAAUUAGAGUCUAGUGUUUGUCAUAUGAAUACUGGCAGAAUAAACUGAAUUGUGUUAGAACUCUUAUUCCCUUCCUAUGUCAAUUAUAGUUCAAUCCUUUUUUUUUUUUUAAAGUAUAGUUGAGCCCUGGUAAUGGAUAGCAUCUUUUGUUGAAGUUUGGAGAGAAUAGUUGACGGGUUGGCCAAAAGUUUAAUUUUUCAUCCAUAGGAACUCUAAACCAUCUCAUUUGACUAGGUGUCCUUCCAGAAUAAGCCUUAAGUAUUAAAAAAGCAAAAUACUCCAGAACAAGAGAUGUUAAGUAUUCAGGUUUUGUUUUAUUGAAACUAAUAUUAAGAACUGUAUAUAUUAUGAUAUAAUUAUUAAUCUCCUUGAAUCAUAUUUUCCUUAUCUGGGAACAAUAAUAAAUUUAAACAUGUAAAUAAGAAAAUGGUAACAUGCUGAAAAGUGAACUAUAUGAAUAUUUGCACUAGAAACCAAAAUGUAUCCAUUAUAAAUUAGACUCUCUGUGUAAUCACUUUUUUUAAAAAGCCUUUAUCUCUAUUUGUUCCAAGGCAAUGGUAAGGGCUAGGCAAAGGGGAUUAAGUGACUUGUCCAGGGUCAUAUAACUAGUAAGUGUUCAGAUUGGAACCCAGGACCUAUCUCUGGGCCUGGCUUUCAAUCCAAUGAGCCACCUAAUUGUCCCCUAAUCAAUUUUUUGAUUUUCUGAAAGAACAAGCCUUAUUUCUACUUCCAUGAGUUUCUCCAUCAAAAUAGCCAAUAUAUAUUAGUGUGGGUAAUACUUCAGCAACAUCAGUAGCAAUCAUAUUUAGUGAUUUGACAAGAUGAGCCUUCAUCCCAAAACUAAUUUAUAAAGUUAUUUCAUCUACUUAUGCAUUAUUAGAAAAAUAAGAAGUAAUCCACUAUUCGAUAAAAACUGCUGGGAAAAUUGGAAGACAGUGUGGGAGAGACUAGGAAUAGAUCAACACCUCACACCCUACACCAAGAUAAAUUCAAAAUGGGUGAGUGAAUUAAACAUAAAGAAGGAAACCAUAAGUAAAUUGGGUAAACACAGAAUAGUAUACAUGUCAGACCUUUGGGAGGGGAAAGGCUUUAAAACCAAGCAAGAUAUAGAAAGAAUCACAAAAUGUAAAAUAAAUAAUUUUGACUACAUCAAACUAAAAAGCUUUUGUACAAACAAAACCAAUAUAACUAAAAUCAGAAGGGAAACAAUAAAUUGGGAAAAAAUCUUCAUAGAAACCUCUGACAAAGGUUUAAUUACUCAUAUUUAUAAUGAGCUAAAUCAAUUGUACAAAAAAUCAAGCCAUUCUCCAAUUGAUAAAUGGGCAAGGGAAAUGGAUAGGCAGUUCUCAGAUAAAGAAAUCAAAACUAUUAACAAGCACAUGAAGAAGUGUUCUACAUCUCUUAUAAUCAGAGAGAUGCAAAUCAAAACAACUCUGAGGUAUCACCUCACACCUAGCAGAUUGGCUAACAUAACAGCAAAGGAAAGUAAUGAAUGCUGGAGGGGAUGUGGCAAAGUAGG
Messenger RNA from Monodelphis domestica (gray short-tailed opossum), 13904 nucleotides. The record is from RefSeq and is a predicted model, not a curated record. NCBI's taxonomy places the organism in Eukaryota, Metazoa, Chordata, Mammalia, Didelphimorphia, Didelphidae.